This is a messenger RNA of Fusarium poae, 327 nucleotides long. RefSeq lists its product as uncharacterized. Bases 1 to 327 code for a protein of 108 amino acids. The transcript has 2 exons. NCBI's taxonomy places the organism in Eukaryota, Fungi, Ascomycota, Sordariomycetes, Hypocreales, Nectriaceae. The record is from RefSeq and is a predicted model, not a curated record.
AUGUCAAACCUUCCCACCAAGGACGAUAUCAAAGCCCAGGCCGUUGACGGCCGUCCCAUCACCCAAACUGAGGCCGCAGCCAUCGCUUCAGAAGAGUCCAGCUUGACAGGAGGUGGUCCUAUCAAGGGUGGUACUGCUGCAACUGCUCAAAGUAUGCACGAUAGGCAAAAAAACUUUUUGGAAAAGGCCGGCGACGUUGUGAGGAAGGAUCCUACAGAGGUGACCAAGGAGGAUGCCGCUGAGGCUCGAGCAAAGGGUGGACCACCUGGAAAGGGUUCGACUGCUGCUGAUGUGCAGUCUGUUGCCGAUACAAACGCUCAGGCAUAA